CAAGUUUCUGUGAGUUUCCCAUGGCAACACUACAUGAGGGUGUUUUCCUGAAACUAAGUCAUGCAGAGGCAAACAUGGCGCUAUAUAUGCCAUGGCUGGCAGCUCAACAGAAGGAUCAUAAGAACAGAGAUGAUUUGUUUUAUAUCAAGGGAAAUCAGGAUGAAGAUGAGGAUGAGGAUGUUGUACUUGAGGAUCUUGAGGUAAACACUGCCAGAGAGCACGCAUUUGACCGUUUUGACCCUGUCAAGCCUCGACGGGUCAAGAUUGAUGGGUUCAGUGGCACUCGAGAAAUUCAGGACAGUCCAUACGCUUCUCAUAUAAUCACACCUCUCAGAUCCAUGUUAGAGAUGAGAGCCGCCACAGAGAGUGUGAAGAAGGCUAAAACUCUAGAUGCUUGUUACACCUCCAUUCUGCUCCUGCUGCUGAAAAACAGAAAUGCCAUUGACAAGAAGUUAGAGAUGGAGAUUUAUCGCUUCAUGCAUGGAACCGCUGGUCGCGUGUAUGACCUUAUGGAACAGAACAAGAGUGUUCGAUACAUAAUCAAAGGCUUCGCAAAUACAAAGGAGGUUGGAGUUAUACGGGAACACCUAACUACAUACAGAGAUUCCAUACUGAAUUUGUUUGAUAGCAGUCUGAAUGUGAGGAGUAGCGAGUAUAUCACUAUAGGCCGAGCAAUGGCUGCCCAGGUAGAGGACAUGAUUCCAGAGAGGACAGAUGUAUUUGCUGCAGUUCCUCACAUAGAGUUGGCACUGCAGACCCUGAGCAGUUUGAACUGGUACUGCCAAGCCCUAUUUAUACAGGUAGUGGGAGACACCUUACCUCAGUUACCAUUGCUACAGAGCUAUUUAGAAAAUUUGCGCUUGGAAUCAUCAGAGAAAACAACUGUAACAAGAUUGCGUCAAAGACCAGAUGCAUUGGGAAAAAAUAUCGACCUCAGUGACAUUAUACAUGGUCAAGAGAGCGAAAGGAUUCAAAAGCAUGAACUUUACAUGAUCGAUGUUGCUGCUAAUAUGGCUGAAAACUUAUCUGUAUCAAAACUCAUUGCCAAGGACUCUGUGCUUUUAAAGUAUGUUGUGGAUACUCACCUAGACAUGGUCUGGUAUGACUUCCUGGUGGAGAUAUCAACAAAUGACCACUUCCCUCCAAACCCUUACCCUCAUUUUCUGUCAGUACUGCGUAGAUCAGCCUGCAAGAUGGACCUGUUUUUUGAGCGGACAAACGCGAUUAUGGAGAGAAUGUGGUCCGCAGAGAACAUGAAACCUGAGGACUGGGAUACAUAUGUCUUUCACAUCCCUGGUGUGGACUGUCAUGGGUGUCCCACUGCUCUGAUCGUACUGGACACUGGCGCCUAUGUACCUCUAAGUGAAGUCAUUAAGAGUUUCCAGCAGACCAAGUUUACACACAUCAAGGGACCCUACCGAGUGGCCAUCUGUAUGGCGCUGUCUGGCUCUAGUAUUCUGUAUGGGAAGAUGCAGCAAUAUCUAAAUGAGAUAGAACUACAUGAGCAUAUCUACAUCCAGGGGCCCCGAGGACAUCAGCGGAAUGUUAUCAAUAUGUUUGUGUCCUUAGUGUACUCACAUGUUCUACAGCUGAUUAAGGAUGGAAAGAUUCCAGUGUCAGGAAUCUACCUGGGAGAUGGACAAGUCCGUUGGUCAUGGGAAGAUCUUCAGGACAACAAAGAAGACUUCGAGGAGGAAUGCCGAUACGUCUGCUACAGCAAGGGGGCUGUUGUUUUGAAGGCUUUUGCUUUGAUGGACAAAUGGCGAUAUGUUCCUGUCCGGAAAUUCUUUCUGUUGCAUUACCUGUCGGACGACUCCCCAGAAGGGGAACUUUUCUACGUCAGCAGACCUUUGGAUUUUUAUCAGAGCAUUUUUAUGGAAAAAGAUAGAGCUGCCUUUCACUACCAAAAUGGUGGUACCAAGAACGGAGGUGAUCCAAUGAGCGGCGCUAAUGUACGGUCUGCUCAACGGUCUCUGGAGACAUUGCUCCUUGACAGUCAACGUCGAUGUGACUGGCUAAGUGUUCACAGAGGGCUUCUCCUGAGGAGCCUUCUGAAUGAGAAUCGGGGACACCUUGCAGAAACUUGGCGAAUGUUGCACAGUCGAGCAGCAGAGAUAGAGUAUUUGAUCUUUGUGAUUGAUGCCCUCCAAGACCUUGUCCAACUCAUGAUGGAAUACAUAGAUCAUAAUAAAAAGAAGUUAGGGGAUAAAGCGAAAAAGGGAAAGAAAAAACUAGCUGAGCAAAGGGCUGAAUUGGAGGGUCCAAUCAAAGAGGAGAUAUUUGGAAAGAUGGUGAUGGGAUUUCACGAGAAACUGCUGAAUGUCUGCCAUGCCCGUGUUGUCCUGGCGAGAAAGCACCUGGCAACUGUUAUUGAGGAGAAAAUACAAGCAGUGUUAGAAGAAGACGAAAAACUGGAUAACUAUUAUUUGGCCUACGAACCUCAGACACUCUUCAGAUUAGAGGAGAUCAAGCACAUGCUGCAGUUUAUACAAGACACAGUAGCAGGCGAUGUCCAUGCAGUUUGUCCUUAUGCCAACAAAAUCCUGCAAUCUUUGGAAAAGAAUGUGAACAAAUCAAAACAGCGGCGUGCCUCAGUUGAUUCUAUUGCACUUAGUGACCCCAAGAUGUACCAAAGGAGUAUGCGUCGUCAACCGAUGGACAAAGUCUGGUUCUUCGGAUAACUUCAGAGUCUGAUGGACGUUGUUCAGUUGCAAAUAACAGCUUAACAAGACGUUGCUUAAAAUUAUCUCAAAAUUUGAUUUUAAAGACUAUCCGCUGAAAAUUUAUCAACAUUUUUGUUUCUUUUAUUUCCAAAUAAUCAUUCAACAAGUGAUUUACUUAUAAAAUUCAUUACUUUUUAUAAAUCUUUUAGAAAAAAUGUUUAAAUAAAUGUUAAGUCUAGCAUGUUUUAAAUGUUCUGAUUUUAUUCAUACAUGUACAUGUGGAAUAGCGAGAAAAAAGUUCAUGAACAGUUCAUAAACUGGAUCAUUUUAUUUGUAGUACUUGAAAUUUCAUAAAAUUGUUCAUUAAGUAGUGCGUGAAAUUGUUCAUUUAUAAGUAGUUCAUGAAAUUGUUCAUUUAUAAGUAGUUCAUGAAACUGUUCAUUAAGUAGUUCACAAAAUUAUUCAUUAAGUAGUUCAUGAAAUUGUUCAUUUAGUAGUUCAUGAAAUUGUUCAUUUAGUAGUUCAUGAAAUUGUUCAUUAAGUAGUUCAUGAAAUUGUUCAUUAAGUAGUUCAUGAAAUUGUUCAUUAAGUAGUUCAUGAAAUUGUUCAUUAAGUAGUUCAUGAAGUUGUUCAUUAAGUAGUUCAUGAAAUUGUUCAUUAAGUAGUUCAUGAAACUGUUCAUUAAGUAGUUCAUGAAAUUGUUCAUUAAGUAGUUCAUGAAGAUUAAAUAGAACAUUUCUGUGGCAUUGGAAUUACUAUAGUCACUGUGGUUCUAAUUUUUGUUGGGUUCUUUGUUUUGCUGUUUUCAAGGAUAAAAUAAAGAGCAGAAUUCAGAAUAAUACAGAAGAUGACCAUCAAUAUGAAAUAGAAAUAUUUGUGAUCUGUUUCCAAAGGUAAAUGAAAGAAUGUAUUUGUUUUGCUGCAAAUGCUUUGUAUAUUUCCAGAACAUUGAACCAUCAAAAUCAAAACCUUGUUAAUAGAUGUGGGAACUUAUAAUUAUAUGUGCUAAUUAUUAUUUGGCUAUUUUUUACGAGAGUGAGAUGAGAUUCGAUUGUUUGUUAAAAAUUUACCAAACACUUUACAUGGGAACUGCUAGGAAUUGUCAGGUAAUACUGUAAAGUUAUCUGCAUCUACUUAUCUAUAAAAUAUAUAUCCUGUGAAAUUUAUCCUUAUAGCAGAGACCGAAAAGAAUUAAAUGUACGGAUGUUGCUUAUUCAUAAACAGGCAGUGUCAGUCUAAGAGAGUCUGACAGUUAAUAAACUUUGGUUUAAUUACAGGUCAAAUGUAUUAGGCUUUAUAUUCUAUGUUUAUAAUCUACUCUCAACAUUUGUAAGCUACUUGCGACACGAAAUUCUUUGCACAAUGACUGAAAAUCAGAGGAGAUAUAUAUCAUGGUCAGACUAAAUGUGAUUGUGUAUGUACUUCUAAACAUUUAAAUUAAGUUUAAGUAAUUAUGUAGAUUUUAGAGUGAUAUAGAAGAAUGUAUGGGUGAAGUGUUCUAUGAUUCAGGGCACUGUUCUUAUAAAGGUGAUUACAAGCUUAUCGCAGUAUAACAAUUUCAAAAUUCAGAUAAAAUUGUUCUGGUAAAACUAACUUGACAGAAUUUUGUGAAAUUAUACAAUACUUGUCAGUCUCUUAAUUGCUUCCUUCCUAUAUUUCAAGGAAUAUACUCACACAGGUUUUUAAGUAAAGAAGAAGUGAUAUUUCAACUAAUCAAGUGAUUAAGCUAAUCAGCUUUUAAACGACUGGGCCCUGGUAAUUUAACUGAAGCUGUAGACUAAGUUAUAUGUGAGAGAGCACCAGUGCAGUGCCGGGUUCACUUCUGGUACUUAAAUGAUCGUUAAUGUAUUAAAUGCCAAACAAGUUUACAAAAACUUCAUUAGUGUGUAAUUUCUGAUGAAAAGUGAUAAUUAGAAAGUAUUUUGUUAUGAUGAUGAUGUCCAGUGCUGGAUAAGUGUUGAUUGGUCCAAUUAAAUUAUGUGAUCCCUAAAAAGUUAAUAAAGCUGUGUAAUUCAGUCAGCUUAAUCAGAUUUACUCAGCCAGUGACAGCUUAUAAUUUCAUUGCUCCUGCAAGGUAUUUAAUCCAGACAAGAUGGCUUAGGAUUCAUGGAUAUUCCAUUUAUUACUAAGGAUUAAUUAACCAUAUCAAAAAUUUAAUAGUUAAUUAAGGGAGCUCCAGUAUAAAAGUAUUUCCAAGUAUGAAAAUCAACAUCUGUGUAUAAAAGUCUAUUCUAAACAAUUACUAGUUAUCUCCCUUUUUCUAGUAAUUAAUACACUGAGGUGGGUUGCUUUCAUUUUUGCGGUCCAAACAGUUGGACUAGUUGGGCCGGUGUUGUUUGUUUAUGAAAUAAAGACAGACCUGGUGAUUUUAUAUUUUUUUCACUCGAGCCUUCAGCCUUGACAAAGACUUCCAUUAGGCCUGUAUUUGUCAUCUGCAGGUCCGUCAAGAAAUGUUUGGAAUAUUACAUUCAAAAACUGACGAACCGGUUUGUCCGCAUAAACGAACAGACCCCUAGUAUACAUCUGACCAUGCAGUCAAUAUAGCCAAGGUACUCAUGAUGCUGUAAAGGUAAUGGGAGCUAUCUCACAUACAUGUAAUACCAGUCAUGACCAUAAGAGAACGAGUCAAAGAGGAAAACUGCAACAAAUAUUAUUGUGCUAUUGUUAAAUAUGUAAUAGAUAUGUUCCUGUGUAAUAAACUUAGUGAUAGACUUGAGAA
This is a messenger RNA of Pecten maximus, 5382 nucleotides long. RefSeq lists its product as uncharacterized. The record is from RefSeq and is a predicted model, not a curated record. Lineage: Eukaryota; Metazoa; Mollusca; Bivalvia; Pectinida; Pectinidae. The coding region runs from base 21 to 2681 and encodes 886 amino acids. The transcript has 21 exons.